This is a messenger RNA of Plasmodium malariae, 948 nucleotides long. Its product is annotated as conserved Plasmodium protein, unknown function. The transcript has 12 exons. The coding region runs from base 1 to 948 and encodes 315 amino acids. NCBI's taxonomy places the organism in Eukaryota, Apicomplexa, Aconoidasida, Haemosporida, Plasmodiidae. The record is from RefSeq and is a predicted model, not a curated record.
AUGGUUAAAAAAAUUUUAGCAGUUGUAUUGUGUUUCCUACAUUUUAACCACUGCGAAAUAUUAAAGGGAGUUUAUGAACCUUCUUUUAACAGAUUUUUGCAAAGCAAAAUUAACGUCCUCACGUGGUUGACUAAUGUGCUAUAUCCAUCUGAAAGUCCCAAAUAUUUCAAAAAGCACUUGGACUACAGGGGUUGUCGUGAAUACUUUUUGAAGCCCUCAUACGAGCCAAUUGAUCUGAAUAAGGGAUGGCUACAAACGAAUAAUUGGAGUGUACAUAAUGAAGAUGCCAUAAUAGAGUACGCAGGAAAGGACAGCUGCAGGGAACCGAAUCAUCCCUUUCCUUUUGGGUGGCUUGACAAAAGAAUGACCACUCGAACUUCUCUAAUUAAAAAGGACUUUUUUUGUAAGAAAACGAUAGCCCAGUUGGAAGUUCAAAUGAACGACGCCCAAACGUGUGGAUUAAUUUUUAGAAUCAUAGGUGAACGAAAUUAUUGGGGGUUGCUAAUUGAUAACAAGAUACUCAAACUCGUCCGCGUCAAGGAUGGAGAAUUAAUAGUGCUGAAGGAAUUUAGAGAAUUAAAAAUAAAAAAAGACGAAUGGUACGUUUUAUUUGCUCAAGAAGUUAUAAAAGACAUAAAAAUUAAGGCGGGGAAAUAUGGAGAUCUUUCUGUUGAUUAUUUGAGGAAACAUCAGGACGAAUCAGAAUACAGUGAAAAUAAGCAGGGGGCAGUUGGCUUAUUAGCAAAUAAGGGAAAUUGCAAAUUCAGGAACAUUAUCUUGCGGGGAAAGAAGUGGAGCGGGGAGUACGAGAAAUUGAAAAGCUCGAAAGGUUCCUUAUUAUACGACUUGGAUGAUAUAGAAUUAUUAUAUGAAAAUAUGAAAGACUGGUGCCCGAAAGCCGCCUUGUGUUCGAAGAAUAAAUACGAAACAGCUAAUUUUCAGGAGUAA